AUGCCAAUGUGGAUGAACUCUGAUGAGCUAAGGAAGAAAAAGGAAGUGUUCAAGAAAUUGAGGGAAGGGCAUACCUCUAAAGAAGAGUAUCUGUGGGUUGCUGGAUGCGGUAGGUCAGCUAUUAUAGAAGUCAAAGCUCAGUAUGAGCUGAAGUUGGCCCGGGAGGCUUGGCACAACAAGAAAAGCUUCUUCAGCUAUGUGAGGAACAAAACCAAGGAGAAACAGGCAAUCGGUCUACUGUUGGAAUAUCUUACUUUGCAGUCCCAGAAAUCUUGGAUAGAAAAUACUUUUACCAAGCGAGAAUGUGUGUAUAUUAUACCAAGUUCCAAGGACCCUCACAGAUGCCUCCCAGGAUGUCAGAUUUGUCAGCAACUUGUCAGGUGCUGCUGUGGCCGCUUGGUCCGGCAACAUGCUUGCUUCACAGCGAGUCUUGCCAUGAAAUAUUCAGAUGUGAAACUGGGUGAAAGUUUUAAUCAGGAGAUAGAAGAGUGGUCAGUGGAAAAACAUACAGAACAGGGUCCAACAGAUGCUUAUGGCAUCAUUAACUUCCAAGGAGGCUCUCAUUCUUACCGAGCUAAGUAUGUGCGGUUGUCCUAUGAUACAAAACCUGAAGCCAUCCUCCAGCUUAUGCUUAAAGAAUGGCAGAUGGAACUGCCCAAGCUUGUUAUUUCCGUUCAUGGAGGAAUGCAGAAAUUUGAGCUUCACCCACGCAUCAAACAGUUGCUUGGUAAAGGCCUUAUUAAAGCAGCAGUGACAACAGGAGCCUGGAUUAUAACUGGAGGAGUGAAUACAGGAGUUGCAAAACAUGUUGGUGAUGCCCUCAAGGAACAUGCUUCUCGAUCAUCUCGAAAGAUUUGCACUAUUGGAAUAGCUUCAUGGGGAGUGAUUGAAAACAGAAAUGACCUCGUUGGGAGAGAUGUGGUUGCUCCAUAUCAAACCCUGCUAAAUCCUUUAAGUAAAUUAAAUGUCCUAAAUAAUCUUCAUUCCCAUUUCAUACUGGUGGAUGAUGGAACAGUUGGAAAAUAUGGGGCAGAAGUUAAACUUCGACGAGAACUGGAAAAAACUAUCAAUUUGCAAAGGAUCCAUGCAAGAAUUGGCCAGGGUGUCCCUGUGGUGGCACUCAUAUUUGAAGGUGGUCCCAAUGUUAUCCUCACUGUUCUGGAAUACCUGCAGGAAAGUCCUCCUGUGCCGGUGGUGGUUUGUGAGGGCACUGGCAGAGCUGCUGACAUCCUGGCUUAUGUCCAUAAGCAAACAGAAGAAGGAGGAUGUAUUCCUGAUGGGGCAGAACCUGAAAUAAUUUCAACCAUCAAAAAGACAUUUAAUUUUGGCCAGAGUGAGGCAGUUCACUUGUUCCAGACGCUGCUGGAAUGUAUGAAGAAAAAAGAACUUAUUACUGUAUUUCAUAUUGGGUCUGAUGAGCAUCAAGAUAUCGAUGUUGCAAUCCUCACAGCACUUCUAAAAGGCACAAAUGCCUCUGCAUUUGACCAGCUUGUCCUUACCCUUGCAUGGGACAGAGUUGACGUUGCCAAAAAUCAUGUUUUUGUUUAUGGACAGCAGUGGCUGGUUGGAUCUUUAGAGCAGGCUAUGUUAGAUGCCCUUGUGAUGGACCGAGUUGCCUUUGUGAAACUACUUAUUGAGAAUGGAGUAAGCAUGCACAAAUUUCUUACAAUUCCCAGACUGGAAGAACUUUACAACACUAAACAAGGCCCAACUAAUCCAGCGCUGUUUCACCUUGUUCGAGAUGUAAAACAGGGACACCUUCCUCCAGGUUACAAACUCACUUUGAUUGAUGUGGGGCUCGUUAUUGAAUAUUUGAUGGGAGGAACCUACAGAUGCACAUACACACGAAAACGCUUCAGAGUGGUAUACAACAGUCUCAGCGGCAGCAAUCGGCGCUCUGGCCGAAAUGCUUCAAGCAGCACCCCUCAGUUACGUAAAAACCACGAACCUUUUGGUAACAGGGCAGAUAAAAAAGAGAAAAUGCGGCAUAACCACUUCAUCAAAACUGCGCAGCCUUACAAACCAAAGGGCGAUACUGUUACAGAAGAAGGAAAAAAGAAAAAAACCAAAGAUGACAUAGUAGAUAUUGAUGACCCGGAGACGAGGCGCUUUCCUUAUCCUCUUAACGAGCUGCUACUUUGGGCGGUGCUAAUGAAAAGGCAAAAAAUGGCACUCUUCUUCUGGCAACACGGGGAGGAGUCCAUGGCCAAAGCCUUAGUGGCCUGCAAGCUGUAUCGGUCGAUGGCCUAUGAAGCAAAACAAAGUGACCUUGUUGACGAUACCUCGGAAGAACUCAAACAGUAUUGCGAUGAGUUUGGACAGCUGGCAGUUGAGCUGUUAGAACAGUCGUUCCGGCAAGAUGAAACGAUGGCUAUGAAGUUGCUAACUUAUGAGCUAAAAAACUGGAGUAAUUCCACCUGCCUUAAGCUAGCAGUGUCUUCACGGCUUCGGCCUUUCGUUGCUCAUACGUGCACACAAAUGUUGUUGUCUGAUAUGUGGAUGGGAAGACUUAACAUGAGGAAGAAUUCAUGGUACAAGGUGAUACUGAGCAUCUUGGUUCCCCCUGCCAUACUAAUGCUGGAAUACAAAACCAAGGCAGAAAUGUCCCAUAUUCCACAGUCUCAAGAUGCACACCAAAUGACCAUGGAAGACAGUGAAAACAAUUUCCAGAACAUAGCAGAAGAAAUACCAAUGGAAGUGUUUAAAGAAGUAAAAGUCUUAGACAGUAAUGAAGGGAAGCAUGACAUGGAGACAGCUAUAAAACCCAAGAGACUUCCAGUUACACGGAAGUUUUAUGCCUUUUAUCAUGCACCAAUCGUGAAAUUCUGGUUUAAUACGUUGGCCUACAUAGGAUUUUUGAUGCUUUAUACUUUUGUCGUUCUUGUGAAAAUGGGAGAGCUGCCUUCCAUUCAAGAAUGGAUUGUCAUUGCUUACAUUUUCACAUUGGCUGUUGAGAAGAUUCGUGAGAUCUUCAUGUCGGAGGCUGGGAAGGUUAGUCAGAAGAUAAAAGUGUGGUUCAAUGAUUACUUCAAUGUCAGCGAUACAAUAGCCAUCAUCACUUUCUUUAUUGGUUUUGCACUAAGAUUUGGAGCAAAAGGGAACUUUAAUGAAGAUACUUAUUCAUUAAAUCGUGUUUUUGUUGCUGGAAGAAUAACUUACUGUCUGAAUAUAAUCUUCUGGUAUGUGAGGCUACUGGAUUUCCUAGCAGUAAACCAACAGGCUGGCCCUUAUGUCAUGAUGAUUGGGAAAAUGGUGGCCAACAUGUUUUACAUUGUAGUGAUCAUGGCUGUUGUCCUGCUCAGUUUUGGAGUCCCCAGGAAGGCAAUACUUUACCCUAAUGAAGAACCAUCCUGGGUUCUGGCAAAAGAUAUUGUGUUUCAACCCUACUGGAUGAUCUUUGGUGAAGUUUAUGCGUAUGAAAUAGAUGUGUGUGCAAACAAUUCUGAAUCUGAUCUUAAAGACCUUUGUGUGAUGGGAUCCUGGCUCACUCCGUUUCUUCAAUCAGUCUAUCUCUUUGUCCAGUACAUAAUUAUGGUCAAUCUCCUCAUUGCCUUUUUCAACAAUGUAUAUUUGCAAGUGAAAGCAAUUUCCAACAUUGUAUGGAAAUACCAGCGUUAUCAUUUCAUUAUGGCUUAUCAUGAGAAACCUGUCCUGCCCCCGCCUCUUAUCAUUCUUAGUCAUAUGGCUUCCCUGUGCUGUUGCAUAUGCAAGCGAAGAAAGACAGAUAAAACUUCAGAUGGACCAAAAUUGUUUUUAACAGAAGAGGAUCAGAAGAAACUGCAUGAUUUUGAAGAACUAUGUGUUGAGAUGUAUUUCAAUGAAAAAGAUGACAAGUUCCAUUCCGGUAGUGAAGAAAGAAUUAGAGUAACUUCUGAACGGGUUGAGCACAUGUGCAUUCAGAUCAAGGAAGUUGGUGACCGAGUCAACUAUAUCAAACGUUCAUUGCACUCCCUAGAUACUCAGAUCGGCCACUUACAAGACCUUUCGGCACUUACAGUGGACACUUUGAAAACACUGACAGCACAGAAGGCAUCAGAAGCUAGCAAGGUCCAUAAUGAAAUUACACGUGAAUUGAGUAUUUCUAAACAUUUGGCACAGAACCUCAUUGAGGAUGGUCCCCUAAGAUCUUCCAUGUGGAGAAAGCACAGUAUUGGCAAUGUGUUUGGUUCCUCUUCCCCCCAAGGAGUCCUUGAAAGUAAUAAUGCUGUGCUGUGCAACAUUUCUAUGCAAGAUGAAAAAGAUUCUGGACAUAAGAUGACUGAUUUCCCCAACAGGAAUGAACUCAACUUUCCAGAGGCGGGUUCCUCUGGCAGUGCCUUAAUCCCAAGAGCUCUUUCUCCUCCAGAACUUCGUCAAAGAAUACAGGGUACAGACUUAACGAAGAGCAGUAAUAAAAACAAAAAGGCAGGCAGUUCCUCAAAAAGCAUGCCACAUCUAACGUCCCCAACAGCUAAAUUUUUUGUUAGUGCUCCUUCUCGACCCAGUUGCAAAGCCCAGUUAGAAACUGCAGCAAAGGAUGAGGAGAAGGCCGCCGACACAGAUAACACUGUUGAAUUUGGUGCAUUUGUUGGUAAGUAUAGCCGACUCAAGCAUGAACUUCCUAAAGUUGCCGUCGGUUGCUCUAGUUGUCCUGCUUCGCCCUCUCUAUGUCUUGCUGCCACCUCCCAAGCUUGCGUUGGAGUAGAGGGAUACAUUAACCAUGCUUUUGUUGAUAAUGAAAGUGAUGGUGUUGCGGAUGGCUGCACAGACCAAUGGAAUCCCCAGCUCUCUUCCGACACAAUGAAGAAUAAUGCCAAAAAUAAGUUACAGUGGUCUUCCACUAAUGAGGACUGGAGUGGGACAAGUAAACAUCUGAAAGGGACAUUGAGUGUUGAAGGACUCCUUUGCAGCACUCAAGAAACCGCACGAAAGAGCCAAGCUUUAUGUUCCAGUACCUUUACACGAGUCCAGAAACUGUGGAUCAAAUCUAAAUUGCAAGGUCACAGAGACAGCAUGGAAUUACAGAGAUUUAAAGACACCGAGUUUAAGAACAAAGAAAAAAAUGAUACAAUUGAGGAGCAACAGGAGGAUUUCAGAAAAGCGAUUUUGGAAGGCAUGGGGACAACAACAAGGCACCAGGGCAGCAGCGGCACCGAAGGCAGUCUGAGACAGGUUAGUUCAUGUGGUGGCUUCACCGAAUACCAUCGAAGCUUGAUAACCGGCCGUUCAGAGCAACUGCACAGUAAGAGCAGAAGGACAUCCGUUGAAGAGUCUCCUCAGGCAGAUUCUAAGGCAGCCUUACUCACGGACUGGGUACAAGGCCGACCUUCAUACAGCAAUCAGAUGUCUUCUGAAGAAGAUGCACUGAAUGGUAUUGCUUCCCCUUUCAAGCCCAUCAUGGAUACCACCUACUACUACUCAGCUGUUGAAAGAAAUAAUCUGAUGAGGUUGUCACAGAGCAUACCAUUUACCCCUGUGCCUCCAAGAGGAGAACCAGUCACUGUGUAUCGCCUUGAAGAAAGUUCUCCCAACAUCUUGAACAAUAGCAUGUCUUCCUGGUCUCAACUGGGUCUUUGUGCCAAGAUUGAAUUCCUAAGCAAGGAGGAGAUGGGAGGAGGUUUGCGACGAGCCCUCAAAGUGGUCUGCACCUGGUCAGAGUAUGACAUUUUGAAGUCGGGCCAUCUUUAUAUCAUCAAGUCUUUUCUACCUGAAGUUAUCAAUACUUGGUCAAGCAUUUACAAAGAAGAGACAGUGUUACAUCUCUGCUUAAGAGAAAUUCAGCAACAGAGGGCUGCACAGAAACUCACAUUUGCAUUCAAUCAGAUGAAACCCAAGUCAAUUCCAUAUUCUCCAAGAUUCCUGGAAGUGUUCCUCUUAUACUGCCAUUCGGCGGGGCAGUGGUUUGCAGUGGAGGAGUGCAUGACGGGGGAAUUCCGGAAGUACAACAACAACAACGGGGACGAGAUCAUCCCAACCAACACGCUGGAAGAGAUGAUGCUGGCCUUCAGCCACUGGACCUACGAAUAUACUCGGGGGGAGUUGCUGGUCCUGGAUCUUCAAGGUGUCGGUGAAAAUUUGACAGACCCCUCUGUGAUAAAGGCUGGAGAAAAAAGGUCAAGUGAUAUGGUAUUUGGGCCUGCAAAUCUAGGAGAAGAUGCCAUCAAGAACUUUAGAGCGAAGCACCACUGCAAUUCAUGCUGCAGGAAGCUUAAGCUCCCAGAUCUGAAGAGGAAUGAUUACACCCCUGACAAAAUCCUACUGCCUCAGGAUGAUUCCCCAGAACUGACCAUUCAGCCCGGGAGCUGCACCAAAGAAUCGAGCUCAGCGAGUGCGAGUCACGUGAUGCUGUAGCAACACGCGCGGUUCUUUCGGCUUCAACCGAAUGCUUGCAGAAGUCAUCACUGGGUUCUCCUCCCCAUCUUUUCCUGCACUGUUGUUUGGACGAAUAAGUUCAUUGAAGUGAAAACCACACAAACACGGAAUGAAAUUUUGUGAUGGCUCCGGUACAGUGAACUGGCCCAUACCUGGAAGAAGGGGUGGGGAGACACGGCCGAGAUACAGGAAGCCACCUCUGGAGGGGUAGUUUGGUGAUUUUUCUUUAAAAGGCUGGAUGAAAUUAAGUAUUUAUGAAAUAGCUUUUUAAAGAAACAUUUUAGCAGAAGGAUAA
Molecule: messenger RNA, 6646 nt
Organism: Gekko japonicus
Lineage: Eukaryota; Metazoa; Chordata; Lepidosauria; Squamata; Gekkonidae
Gene: TRPM7
Product: transient receptor potential cation channel, subfamily M, member 7
Exons: 40
Coding region: 1-6330 (2109 amino acids)
Biological process (GO): protein phosphorylation; monoatomic cation transmembrane transport; calcium ion transport
Cellular component (GO): membrane
Molecular function (GO): calcium channel activity; ATP binding; protein serine/threonine kinase activity
Source: RefSeq, a predicted model, not a curated record